Molecule: messenger RNA, 1929 nt
Organism: Entamoeba dispar SAW760
Lineage: Eukaryota; Evosea; Mastigamoebida; Endamoebidae
Exons: 1
Coding region: 1-1929 (642 amino acids)
Source: RefSeq, a predicted model, not a curated record
AUGAGUAAUAUAUUUACAAGUGAAGACAGAAAACAAUAUAGUUUAUCAGAAUUAGAAAAAUAUAAUGGAAUUGAUGAUGAAUGUUUUGAAGGAAGUACUGACCUUGUUGAAAUCAAUAUACCAACAAGUAUAGAAUGGAUAGGAGAUAAUUGUUUUAAAGAAUGCACAAGAUUAACAUGUGUCAAUAUCCCAACAUCAGUUACAUCAAUAGGAAAUGGAUGUUUUAAAGGAUGUUCAUCAUUGGUAACAAUUAAUAUACCAACAUCAAUCAGUGAAAUAAAGUAUGAAUCUCUUAGUGGAUGUACAUCACUUGUAUAUUUUAAAAUCCCAAUUUCAAUUACAUCAAUAGGAAAUGGUUGUUUUAAGAACUGUUUCAAAUUAAAAAAAAUUAAUAUACCUACUUCAAUUAAAGAACUUGGAAAUGAAUGUUUUAGUGGAUGUUCGUCAUUAAGAAAUAUUGAAAUACCAACGUCUAUUAGCGUAAUACCAUAUUACUGUUUUAGUGGAUGUUCAUCAUUAACAUCAGUUAUUUUACCAACUUCAAUUACUAAAAUAGGAAAUAAUAUUUUUCAAAGAUGUAAUUCAUUAAAUUAUGUUGAUAUUCCAUCAUCAAUUAGUAAAAUGGAAUAUGAUUUUGAUUGGGGUAUAUCAUCAACAACAAUUAAUAUACCUACAACAGUUACUGAAAUACAAAGUAGAUGGUUUAAUGGAUUUAGAGCAUUAAUAACAGUAAAUCUACCAACAUCUGUAAGUAAAUUAGGAAAGUGUUUUUAUUAUUGUUUAUCAUUAAAAUCUAUUAAUAUUCCAACGUCAAUUAGUGAAUUAGAAGGUGAAUAUUUUUAUAAAUGUUCAUCAUUAACAUCUAUUACUAUUCCAACAUCUGUUAAAUAUAUCGGACAUGACUGUUUUUACUGUUGUAAAUCAUUAACAUCUAUUACUAUUCCAACAUCUGUUAGUGAAAUAGGAUAUGAAUGUUUUUAUGGAUGUGAAUCAUUAAUAUCAAUUAAUAUACCUUCAUCAAUUAGUAAAAUAGGAUAUAAAUGUUUUAAAGGAUGUUCAUCAUUAAAAUCAAUUAAUAUACCAUCAUCGAUUAGUGAAUUAGGAGAUGAUUUUUUUAAAGAUUGUUAUUCAUUAACAUCAGUUACUAUACCACCAUCAUUUACAUCAUUUGGGCGGUGUUUUAGCGAAUGUACAACAUUAAAAUCAAUUAAUAUACCAUCAUCAAUAAGUGAAAUAAACAGUAGUUAUUUUAGUGAAUUUACAUUGUUAACAUCUAUGAAUAUAGAUAAUUUACAAUUUGUUAGUCAAGAAAGAAUAUUUAUGAAUGAACCAGUGUUAAUUUGGAUUGAAAUACCGAGAAAUUUAAAAAUAAUCAAUGGAAAGAAUAUUGAAAAGAAAGAUAUUAAUGAAUUUAUUAUUCCAUCUUCAAUCACUAAAUUAGGAUAUCAUUGUUUUUAUAAAUGUUCAUCAUUAAAAUCAAUUAAUAUACCAUCUUCAAUUAGUGAAAUAGAAGGUGAAUGUUUUUAUGGAUGUCCAUCAUUAACAUUAAUUAAUAAAAUAGGAGAUGAAUGUUUUUAUGAUUGUUCAUCAUUACAAUCAAUUACUAUACCAUCAUCAAUUAGUGAAUUAGGAAAUUGUUGUUUUAAAGGAUGUUCAUCACUAAAAUCAAUUAAUAUACCAACAUCUGUUAGUAAAAUAGGAGAUGAAUGUUUUAUGUUUUGUAAAUCAUUGACAUCAAUUGAUAUACCAACAAGUGUUAGUAAAAUAGGAAGUGAAUGUUUUAUGUAUUGUAAAUCAUUAACAAUUGUUAAUAUUUCAAGAUUUGAUAUUGAAAUUGGAGACGAUUGUUUUUGGGGAUGUCCAGAUAAUUUAAAAAAGAAUAAAGUACUAAGAGAAAUUUAUUAUAAAGAUGGAUGUAUGAUUGUUUAA